This is a messenger RNA of Mercenaria mercenaria, 5996 nucleotides long. RefSeq lists its product as uncharacterized. Bases 196 to 3942 code for a protein of 1248 amino acids. NCBI's taxonomy places the organism in Eukaryota, Metazoa, Mollusca, Bivalvia, Venerida, Veneridae. The record is from RefSeq and is a predicted model, not a curated record. The transcript is spliced from 6 exons.
UUACAGUCAGUGACACAGUUUAUGCUGCCUGUGGUCGAUAAGAUAAUAAACCACUUGAUAUGUUGAUAUUGACAUGCGCAAUGAAACAUCAAUGCAUGCGUAAACAGUAUUAUACUUUCCACCAGACAAUCAUGGCUGAAAUGAGUCCUGGAGUAAGAAAAUAACACAGUGAGUUAAGAUAAGACUGCGAACGAAAUGGCACAUCAGCGCCAUCUAGAAAAGACAAAAUACAGACAAUGGGUAAAGGCUGGACUUGGACUGACAUAUCUAAGAGAAGGAAUAUCACCUUUUUGUGACGAUAUUGCAAAACAACAGCAUAAACACAUCUUAGACAAUAUCAAACAAACAAAGACACUAUCAGCAGUAGCGUGUGGUCAAUGCAACUUGGCGACACUUAGACCUGACCAUUCAAAGGGAGGAAACAGAUCAUGUAUGUUAGGUCAAAGAAAUUGUAACUGCUGCAAUCCAGGUGGUAAAAUUGCUUGUCCAAACAAAGUUUGUGGCGCAAUCUAUGACACAAUUGUAAGGGAACACGGAUUUACACCACCAGCGCCAUAUUGGAAAAACACAGAGUCGAGACAUUGGUGCACAGACCCAUGGUCUAUUGCUAAAUGUUUUAUCAAUGCCCCAGGAUACGACAUGAAAGCAUCAGCAACCGACAUAGACUGCAUCGGGUUACUACAUCUGAUUCGCAACAACCAAUAUUUCCAUAACCAUAUCCGAUGCACAAUUUCUCAACAUGACAUCUUCUCAAAGGUAAUAGCGGACAGGAACGAGAUAUUCCACUCUAGUACAAUGGAACUAGAAGAAACAGAAGCAAAUAAUUACAUAGAUGAUAUGAUAGCAGUCCUUCAUGAUAGUAAGGAAUUGAACAACCGACAGAAUGCUAAAGAUGCCGUGUUGAAACUUGAAAAACUCAAGAACAAAGACUUCAUCAUCACCACCGAAAAUGAAGCAAAACUUAUCAGAGAUGUCGCUGAAGAAAUAAGAGAUAUGUUAGUGAGAUUUGAAAACAAAACAGAAGAUAUGGCACCAAAGGAAGAGUGUGAUAGACUUAAAAAACAACUCUCGGAACUGGAAUUGGUGAUAUCAGAACUGAAGGAGGAGAUGAACAGUCUAAAGGUAGAUGUUUCGUCUCAACAGGAACCGCUUGAUUAUGAGCAAUCCAAACUAGAUUUACAGAGAAGUUUGAUACAACAUUACAGAGAAGAUGUACUACGUAUGUCUGCACUUCCACAACAACAAGAGGGUAACUUGUGUGACUUUAAAGAUGUUUAUGUCAGACCACGAAUGGCAAUGGAAUCAAAAGAUGAUUUAAAUGAUAAACCAAAUGUUUCUGUUGUUGUAUCUUUGUCUGAUAUUUUCAAAAAAGAUGGUAAACCUGUAAAAUCCAUCUACAUUCUUGGAGAAGCGGGAUCAGGUAAAAGUAGUUUCUGUAAAAGUUUGAUAAAUUACUGGUGUUUGGCACAUUCUGAAGAAGGACAAAGAAUAGAAGAUGAGUUCAGGGGGAUCAAAGAAAUGAAGAAAUUUAAAUUUCUUUUUUUCCUUCCUCUCCAUCAUUAUACAGAUAAAAUGAAGAUAAAAGAAAUGUUAGAGGAAAAGUACGAACAUCCUGCCCUUAAAAAGAUUCUAGAAUAUGAAUCUCGAACCUGUCUUGUUGUUCUUGAUGGUCUUGAUGAAUGGGCUUCUCCAGCGUCAAAAUAUCCUCCCGAACGUAGCUCAUUGAAGGGCUAUACCGUCCUAACGACGUCACGACCCUGGAAAAUUGCAGCGUUAGGAAUAAGCGAUAAUGAGAUACGACAAAAGAUUGUCCUGAAAGGGUUUGAUGAUAAUAAUGGUGAAACAUCUGUAAAAAAAUUGAUCGAAAAGACGGUUCCAAUAUUAAACAAAAUGUUUAAGAAGGACAAAGAUCCAGUUGAUUGUGAGAAAGCACUAGCAAAAAAAUCAUUGGCAAGUCUAAAACACACAGCGAUCACGCUGCAACAGCUGAUAUGCCUGUGGUUUGAUGACAAACUUUGUGGUGAAACUUCAAGAUGUGCCCUUUACACUGAAAUACUUGACCUGUUGUUUGUCUGGCACAAGAAGAAAUACCCCGACGAUCCUCUAUUCACAGAAAUGAUGACGAAAUCAAAAGACCUAAACAAUAUAGAACUCCCUUGCUAUUUGAUAAAUACUGAAGUCUGUAAAUCAUAUAGUUAUAUCAUUCAGGACGUAUCACGGCUAUCUUAUGAAACAUUGUUUAACAAUACAAAAGAAACAUCUUUGUCAUUUGACAGUUCAACCUUUGAACGACUGAAAAUAUCAAAUGAAGUAAAAACAUGUUGUCUGAAAAUAGGAAUCUUGUCUGAAGAUAAAUGUCAAAGUCUCUCUGCAAGUAGCAGCCGAACGUCAGCAAUUGCAUUUGUUCACAAGUCAUUUCAAGAAUAUUUGGCUGCUGUAUAUAUUGCUAUCCGUUCCAAAAAUUAUAUCGCGUCGUCGACUGAUUCAGGAAACCCAGAUUUUCCUGAUCAUUGUGAACAAUUAAUAAUAGACUUUUUCAGUAAGUGCGCGAGUCUGGAUUUAAUAUUAGAACAAGCAAAUGUAUUCAGUAUGCUAUGCGGUCUACAGCCUCGGAUCGCUACAUCCAUUUCCAAGUAUAUAUACGAUAUUGUUUCAGGGGAUAUGCGUGUACAUCGUUACAGAAGAACAAUAAAUUACGGACAUAUAAAUCUAAUAUCAAAUGUCCAAAAGUGUAUUUUAAAUUGUAUAGAAGAAAUGCAAGUAUAUGGAACUCGUAUGCAUUCUAACUUUUAUCUAGGUGACGUUUAUGUGAAUACUACGUCAAAUUGCGAUCGUUUCUGUACAAGUUUUGAAAAGCGAUUUAUUUUGCCUGAUCGUGUCAUGUCGUUUGCAAUUGAUACAAUGUUAAUGGAGAAUUAUCCAAAGAAAGUAUCAAAAUAUUUACCGAAAUGUCAGCGACUUGAAGGAAUUGAAAUUAGCAAUAUCAAUGAAAUUGAUGAUGAAGAUAUCAAGUCUAUCUGUGAUGCGAUUGAAGGUAAUAUUUCAACAUUGAAAGCACUGUAUUUAUAUGGUUUGAAACUGAUAUGUAGAACAACAGCCCGCCGUCUCCCUGAUAUGGGUAAUCUUGUCGCAUUAUUGAUACAGGAUCUCACUAUGCCACAUGAAGUCUUUACCUCACUAUGCAGUUUCCUAUCAGUUAGUAGUCAUCUUAAACAGGUAUCGAUUUCCAAUACACGCUGUAAGCCCAUAACGCACAGCGUGUUCACUACAGACAGUGAGUGCAGUACAGUCAAUGUGUUCCACGAGUGCAUUAACCAGCAUGAAGUAGAUUUAUCCAAGCAUCAACAUCUACAAUACCUGGAGUACGAUGAUUCUGUCACCGUGACUCGCAUUAACUCUUCAAACCUAGAAAUAUUUCAUUGUAGAUCAUCAAAGAGUACAGACUAUGCGAAAGUGUUUGAUAAUCUUAGUACAGCGAACAAAUUAACAGAACUGUUUUUGGUUUAUGAUAUCAGGAAAUCACAUAGCGAUUUUUUAAAUCCAUCACAUCAUACUGUAACAGACAAAUUGAUCACAUUGUUACCAUUAUUGCACCAGCUCCAUGAACUUACCUUGUCGAAAUUGACAUUUACUGACAAUAUAAUGAAAUUUCCCGCUCAAAUGAAGAGUAUGAAGAGCAUUGAGCUACAUUAUGUCACAAUGAGCUUGACAACAUGGCGGCAGUUUGCUGAUAGUCUUCAUCUUAUACCUUUUCCCGUACAGGUGAAAGCAGUAUUAAUGUGUAUAACACGAGAUGGAGAGAAAUGUAACCGUUUAAUGCGACGGACGACAAGACGAGGAGGAGAGGAAGCAGCUGCAUGGCAGUAUGUUAGAGAACAGGAGUUUUUUAUCUAUGCGGAAGAUGACGAUACUGAUUCAAUUGAGUUUUCAACAAAGAAGUAAUAUUCAUCGGUAAAAAUCAUUACUGUUAAUAAUACUGAUGACUUUUGUGUUGUAUUGAUUAUUGAAAGAAGAGUGUGUUACAGUUGUAGAUAUAUAUUAAACCAGUUUCUAGUGGAAUAUCGUUCUGCCAUCAUGAUCAGCUAUUAUAUCAGAUUUCAAAGUGCCAUAGCUUUUGCAAUAGUGGCUUAAUUUUAAAAAUUCUUUCAGCAUUAUGAAAGACUUGAGAUUAUGUUUGAUUCUUUGAUGUGAAAUCAACUUAUUAUCAGGCUAUCCUUACCCUUUAGAUAUUGCAUGUAGGGUGAAUACUCAAUUGUUUUGUGUUUUCAACAAAUAGGUGAUAUCUGCUUACAUACGUUUUUUUUUCCAAACGAUAUCGUUUUUUUUUUUUAUUGUACUGAUGUCUUUUAAAAAUGACAAUAUCGCAGUACAGAUGUACAGUCAAACACAUAUAUAAAAACCAUGCUUAAAAUGUAUGAAAAGUGAUUUUUAUCUAAAGAUGGUCUUUAUUCACAAGUGAAAUGACACUGAAAAAAAUCAAUUAAAGAUCUUUUAAACCAAAUGGUCUUAAUUCACUGUACAUAUUAAAGUUGGGAUUUAGAUUAAACAUUUAACGAACAUUUUUAUUUAAUAAGGCAAGACUUUUACACGCUGAAAGAUAUCAACACUCCGUCCUCUGUAACAAAUACAGUUGAACCUGUGUCAAGGAUUCAAUUUGGAUGAUUAUGGCAGAUGGCUGCUACUUAAGACGUGUCAAAAUUUAUUCAGUCAAGUUUGCACUGACUUGCUGCUUUUUAGUGAUUCCAUAAAUUCACAUGACCGCUAAGGUAGGUUCAAUUGUACUGGCAAGUUGUGUUUUAAAGUAACGGAACUACAGAAAUUAGGAUUUUCUCUGUACAUAGUUUAUGUUUUGUGCUACAGUAAUAUCUGUCUUAAUUGUGUAUCUAUUUUGAAUGUCUGUGUCAACUUUUCCUACUGUUUGAUUGGUUCAGGAUAUUCAGAGCGAACAUACCCCUCAUCCUGUUAUAUUAUACUGUCUUCUGUCGAACUAAAUUGGAUAGACAGGACACUCAUUCUAAAGGUACUUACCGCGAGGUGAACGUCAGAGUUUUAUGAUUUUCAAAGGAAACGGAAAAAAAAUCUUAGAAUCAGCAUGCAGUGAUAUAAAAGUUAAUGUUUUGUUAUUAUGAUGAGCAACUCAUGCACAUGGCGAGUUUUCUACACAUGUGUGCUAUCAAAAACUUUGACAUUAAUCUUUACUAAUGCCCAUUUACAACAUUAGUAUUUGUGACUGAAACGUCAAUGUCUUCACUGAAAAUUCAGGACGCACAAAUAUAUGCGUAAUUAAAAUUCCGAUUGAAAUGUACUUACUAGUAUAUCUACUAUAAUAUACAAGUAUGUUAGUAACACAUUUUUAAACGUUUUGUUUCAUGCAUUAUGUAUCGUUGUAUUCAUGCAAAUUUGAAUUCUUUUGAAUAUCUUUUAUCCUUUUCCAUUCAUGUAUUAUGUCAGAUUCUAACACGAUUCGCAGCAAUUGCUAUAUAGCGAAAUCGUCUAUACAUGAAUCUACGAUAAAAUAUGAUUGGCUGUUACAUUUACCCCCCCCCCCCCACCCCACUUAUGAUUGCGGCAUAAGAGAUUCUACUUCAGUUCCAUUACAUACAAAUUAUUUCAGGGCCAAACGAAUGAAAACAGUAUUUCAAAAUGUUAACUAUGAAAAAAAGUCAUACUAAUGUGUAGGACCGUAAAACACGUUUUGAUCUCUACGAGCGAAUUCAAUUAGCUUAAUUGCGAGCUGUUAGAUUACUAAUUCAUAAAUACUUCUCAAAAUUCUGAUAAAAAAGAAACAAAUAUCUAUACGUUCCAUUGGCUAUGUAACACUUUCUAACCAUGGGGGUAAAUUGUAACAUCAUAUGACCCGAAUGAUGUAUUACGCUGAAAAUGUAGUACUGUAAAAUGCGAAUUAUUUGCGUUGUUAGAAUCGAAAUAAUAAAUAUGUUCCAAUAAUUUUAUCAAUUAAUAGAACAUGGGCAGUCGUUUGGAUCCGACUAAUUAAA